AUGCCACCGGCCGCUGCACCUGAAAACAUCUACACAGGUUCCAAUAUGCUUUCUGUUCCGCGCAUCCUCAUGACACCCAGGAACUCCUAUCGCUUCAUCCACAGGUGGUACAGGGGGGUACUUGUGUUGCUAGCCUUUGCUGGGAUGAAUGAUUUGAUCGACGGCUGCAUCGCUCACAAGUACAACAUGGGUACUCUCGUUGGGUCUAUCGUUGAUCCGUUGGCCGACAGGUUCGUCAUGACGACGCUUGUUAGUGCAAUUGCCUCUAUAGGUGGUAUGCGGAUGCUCAUGGCCCUAAUCCAUCUUGAAUUGGACUUUGCCCUUGGCCUCUCUGCGCUCUACUGGCGCUCGAUCUCACCGCCGACGCCUUACACCUUUACACGUUUCUGGGAUCUCAGUCUGCUCUCUGCAUCUUCACAUCCUACAUCCGUGUCCAAGCUUCAUACGGGCCUACAGAUUGUGCUUGUCAGCGCGUGCAUGGUUCAGCCAGUCUUGCCUGUCGACACGCUCAGCCUCUAUGAGUACUCGGUUGCUUCAGCAACAAAGUACUUCGGUCUGGAGCAUACCUGGCGCAAG
Molecule: messenger RNA, 576 nt
Organism: Protomyces lactucae-debilis
Lineage: Eukaryota; Fungi; Ascomycota; Taphrinomycetes; Taphrinales; Protomycetaceae
Exons: 1
Biological process (GO): phospholipid biosynthetic process
Cellular component (GO): membrane
Molecular function (GO): phosphotransferase activity, for other substituted phosphate groups
Source: RefSeq, a predicted model, not a curated record